GCCCUGGACAGUACAGCAGCAGCAGCAGCAGCAGGAGGAGGAGGCUGAGAAAACUGAAAGCUAGAAGUCAUGGCCAGAUUCCGGCCUAUAAAUGUUACGGUUGCAGGAUUCUUUCUUCUUCAAACAAUAUUCCUGAUUUUAAUCUACUCAAGGCACACAGUCUUGCCAGACACUGAAACAAAAACAGAGAAAGUCCAUCUGCUCAUUCUUUCAUCCUGGAGGUCGGGAUCGUCCUUCAUUGGGCAAAUCUUCAGCCAGCACCCCGAUGUAUUUUACUUGAUGGAACCAGCAUGGCAUGUAUGGAUGUCUAUGUUUCAAAACAAUGCCAAAGUCUUGCAUAUGGCAGUACGGGAUCUCAUUCGCUCUGUCUUCUUGUGUGACAUGUCUGUUUUUGAUGCUUACAUUCCAAAUAAGAAGAAUGUAUCAGAACUAUUUCAGUGGGCUGUUAGCAGAGCCCUGUGCUCAUAUCCUGCUUGCAGUCACUUCGAUCGUGAAGCUAUCACAAAUGAAACAGUGUGUAAAAUAAUUUGUAAGCACAACCCCUUCAGUAAAAUUGAAGAGUCUUGCAACACCUACAGUCAUAUUGUUUUAAAAGAAGUGCGGUUCUUUGAUCUAAAAGUUCUCUACCCGCUUCUCACUGACCCUUCUUUGAAUCUUAAAAUAAUUCACUUGGUUCGUGAUCCACGAGCAGUAGCCAAAUCCCGGGAGCAAGCCAUGAAAUAUUUGACUAGGGACAAUGGCAUUGUUCUUAACACCAAUGGCACAAAAAUAGAUGACAUCAGGUAUGAUGUCAUGCGAGAAAUCUGCCAAAGUCAUGCCCAGAUGUAUGAAACAGCCAUGGAUAAAGCUCCUAGUUUCCUUAAAGGCCGCUACAUGUUGGUGCGAUAUGAGGAUGUUGUGAGAGACCCUUUAAGGGAAAUAAACCAAAUGUAUGAAUUUGCCAACCUAAAAUUGACAGCCAAACUUAAAAACUGGUUCUAUAAUAUUACUCAUGGAGUAGGCCCCGGAACCAAAAAAGAAGAAUUUCAAACCACAUCACGGAAUGCAGUAAAUGUCUCACAGGCCUGGAGGAAAGAUCUGUCCUUCCAAAAAAUCCAGAAGAUCCAGACCAUAUGUAAAAGUGAAAUGAACCUGCUUGGGUACCAAUUUAUAGAUAGUGAGAAGGAGCGGAAGGACAUGUCUAUGGAUUUUGUACUGCCAAAGCGGAACUACCAGUUUAGCUGGUUGCCUAAUAAGGAGAAGAAAUAAGAGAAUGUCAUAUUUUUAUAUAUACGCUUAUUUAUUAUUUUUUGCAGCAAAUUCAAAGACAACCGUAAACUUUUUUAUUGAGUACAAAAUGACAAAGCUAACAUUUUACUAAAAAGCAGCAUUAUGGAAAUCCCAAUCUUUUAUUUAUUGCUGGUUGCCAUGCUGUAAGAUGUAGCAACAAGAAGACUGUAGCCUGGAGAUCCCUUGCACCAAAUGAUUUGCACUAGAAUGGAUCACUUUGGCCAUGGUUGUCCAAUCACAUGUGUCUGCCAGAUACUUGUUGAGGAAAAAUGAUGCAUUGACUAAUUAUCCAAGGCAGAUCAAACUUUUCAUUGACCAGAACACUCUUUUGAGCUUUCAUUGACCAUUGUUUCUCAGUUGAAUUAUUUCUUCAUUACUGUGUCUGGUCAUAUGUAAUAUUUAUUGGUGUUUGCUUUGUUAUUUAAAUUACUGAAUGGCAAAGUUAUAUGUGAAAAAAGCAGACCAACUGAUGAUCCAUAUCAGUUCACGUAUGGGUAGGCUUACCAACAACCAACUCCAUGCAUUCAUUUAUUAUGCACAUUUUGUAUGCCUUUCUGAUAUGAUGCACAUUCCCCAUUGAAGGGGCCUCACAGCUGGUCUUACACUCCUAGGAUCUCUCUAUCCCUGAGCCUAACCACUUGAGUCCCUUACCUGGCGGCAAUAUCACUGCAGAACACUAACCCUUCACUAACUCCUCGUUGGAGCCUUAGCUGCUCACUAACUUUCCUGAACUGAUCUGUCACUCCUGUAGUGAUCGAUUACAGUUUCUGACCUGACACUCACUUACUAAUAUACUGAGACCUACCUUCACCUCAGGCUCAAGUAGCACACCCCACUUCCAAUGGGUGCACUGAACAGAGAGAACACACAGCAACAUCCCUUUUUAUAACCUUUGGGGAACUACCCUCCCUCCCCUAUGGGAAAAAGGACCCAGCCUAGCUGGCUAACACUUUCACUGGGGCAUGAAAAACCUUUACCCUUUUCUAUAGUGACAUCUACUGGCCAGUCACUGAACUGCCAACAGAAUACGUUCACAUGAAAAUGAAACCAAAGAACUUAAAGGAAAACCUUUACACUCCUACAUUCAGUAGGCAACCUUCCUAUAUUAAGCAGAUGUUGUUUGCCUUUAGGAUGGCAGAGGGAUCAUCCACUGGGUGGGAAAUACAUAAUGGGACAUUCACUAAGAUUCGUAGUUGCGCCGCACUUCGCCAAGCGUAUUUUCGCCAGCGCACCGCAAAUUCACUAAAAUCCGAAGUUGCGCUCAGGGGUAGCGUAAGGUUGUGAAGUUGCGCUAGCGUUAAUUCACCAAGCAAAGCGAAGUUACGCUAGCGAUGGUUAAUUUGCAUACGGCGCCAAAUUGAAGUUACAAUGGAGGUAAUAUGUAGCUGAACUACACAAGCCUGGGAAACCUUCAAAACAGCAAAUACAAUUUUUAUUUUGCCCUACACAUGUGCCCACUGUAUAGUUAAGGUGCCAUGAGUUAGGAAAUGUAGCGGGGAAGGAGGGGAGCCCCAAAAAAUGUUUCGAUCGUUUUCAGCCUAUCACCCAUAAUAAAGAAAAAACGCCAGAGUUUUUUGGGACUUAGAAUUUUUUUUUACUUUUUUGAAGGAAUCCCUAUCUAUUCUAUUGCUAAUCGCCUGGUCUGAGGGGGUGAAGGAAGUCUAGCGUAAAAGGUAGCGUUCAGAACAAUGCGUGCGUUAGUGAAUUCGCGUAGUUAUGUCCGUUGCGCAAAUUCACCAGGCGUAAGGGUGUGAAGUAACACUAGCGAAGUUACGCCAGCGUCAGUAAGUGAAUCGGCGAAGUAACGAAAAUGCCCAACACUGGCGAAUUCACGCUAGCGUUAGGCGCUACGGCGCUUAGUGAAUUUGGCCCAUAGUUCUACAUCAA
Molecule: messenger RNA, 3156 nt
Organism: Xenopus laevis (African clawed frog)
Lineage: Eukaryota; Metazoa; Chordata; Amphibia; Anura; Pipidae
Gene: chst6.L
Product: carbohydrate (N-acetylglucosamine 6-O) sulfotransferase 6 L homeolog
Biological process (GO): sulfur compound metabolic process; N-acetylglucosamine metabolic process; carbohydrate metabolic process
Cellular component (GO): Golgi membrane
Molecular function (GO): N-acetylglucosamine 6-O-sulfotransferase activity; sulfotransferase activity
Source: RefSeq, marked provisional